This is a messenger RNA of Gongylonema pulchrum, 879 nucleotides long. The record is from the annotation of a GenBank genome assembly. Lineage: Eukaryota; Metazoa; Nematoda; Chromadorea; Rhabditida; Gongylonematidae.
AUGGCCGCCAGUGUUGCAGCAACCAUAUUCAAUGUUUUAGUGAUAUUCUGUGCCACUAAGCUAUUUCGGCGAAGCGGCGACACUAUGCAUUUAUUUAUCAUAAGUAUGACCAUUGGCGAUUUACUACUGACAGUAUUCUGUCAUCCGAAUGAAUUUUUAAUACGUAAGCACGAGUUCUUGCAACACGCUCGCCUAUGCGCAAUAAUCCAUUUCUGCAACUGGUUGGGCCUGGCGGUAUCGGGCCUCUCAUUGACGAUGCUCAAUCUCGAUAAGCUCAUCUACUUUCAAUGGCCACUUAGCUACGAUCGAACCAUGUCCAAAAGCAGAGCCGCUAUUUUAUAUGUCACUUGCGUUUGGGUGUUCAAUGUAGUUUACAUUGGAAAAAAUUGUAUUUUACAAAUGACCAGUCAAAAAAUGUAUUUUUAUGAUAUUUUUAUGGUGAUGUAUUGUGUGCUGCCAGUCACUUCAUCGCUUAUUCUUAGCUGUUAUCUAUAUCAACUUACACAUGAAAAACGUCACAGCCCGGCCGCAAUUGGACAAUCCCGUGAGACGCGAAGGUUCAAAAGUAAAAUGAGAUCAUUGGUGUUUAUUUUCGCAACAACAGCUUGGACAGCAUUCAGUCUUCUGCCAUAUCGGAUAUUCAACAUUUGCCGGAUGCAUCUGUUCGAAUGGAAUGAGCUGGACUGUAGCACGCAGGACAUCAUGAACUGGCUUGCCUAUGUGCUCCAGUAUCUCCUUCUACUCAAUCCGAUAAUAAAUCCAUUAAUCACAGCAUUAAUCUAUGCACCUUAUCGGUUGACUCUGAAACAAUUUUUGGUCAAUAUACCAAUCAGGAAUCGCUCAUUUUACUACCGCGAAAACCAGACAGACGUGAGGUAG